AUGUAUAAAGAAUCAAUUACAGAUCCUUCUGCCUUUUGGUCUGCCAUCGCUUCAGAAUUUUACUGGAAGAAGGAGUGGGAUCCUGCAAAUAUAGUUCAAGGGAAUUUCGACACAACGAAAGGGCCAAUUUCUACCUCAUUUUUUUCGGGGGCACAAACUAACAUAGCUUGGAACUGUUUGGACGCACAAAUCUCCAAAGGUCGAGGUGAUACUGCUGCAUUUGUCUGGGAAGGUAAUGGGCUGGAUGAGAAUAAGACGAUGUCCUACUCAGAAGUCUGUUCCGAGGUGAACAAACUUGCUAACUGGCUCAGAAAUAUUGGAGUUAAAAAAGGUGACCGCGUCAUUAUUUAUAUGCCGAUGAUCCCAGAAUUGCCAAUUUCUAUGCUCGCAUGCGCGAGAAUCGGAGCGGUCCAUGGAGUUGUCUUUGCUGGUUUCUCUGCCGAGUCUUUGGCACAACGCAUAAUUGAUUCUGAAGCCAAAAUUAUUUUGACGUGCAACGCAGUUCUACGAGGCACCAAGUUACUUGAUCUCAAAUCUAUUGUCGAUAGUGCGAUAGGAUUAGGUGGGGACGGAUGUAGGAUCACGCAUUGUUUGUGCGUCGCAAAUGAACGAGCGGUACCAUUUUCGGAGUCAAAUUUUAUUCUAGAGCGGGAUUUCUGGUGGAAGGAAACUGUCGAGAAAAUGAGUUCGACGUGUGAGACUGAGUGGGUUGACGCAGAAGAUGCCCUUUUCAUGCUGUACACAUCCGGCUCCACUGGAAAACCGAAGGGUGUAGUCCAUACAACGGGCGGCUAUAUGGUUUAUGCUGCUACGACCACAAAAUAUGUAUUCGAUUUAAAACCUGGAGAUUUAUUUUGGUGUACAGCUGACUGCGGAUGGAUAACCGGACAUACAUAUGUAACAUACGGUCCGCUUCUCAAUGGUGCAACGUCCCUAGUUUUUGAAGGAGUUCCGAAUUAUCCCGACCCAGGGCGUUGUUGGGAAAUAGUGGAUAAAUUUGGGGUUCAAGUUUUCUAUACAGCACCAACCCUGAUACGAUCUCUUCAACGAGAAGGUGAUGACUACGUUAAAAAGUACUCUCGAUCGAGCCUUCGCUUACUCGGGACUGUAGGAGAGCCGAUAAAUCCAGAAGCAUGGAAAUGGUAUCAUAAAGUUGUUGGAAACGGUAAGUGUCCUAUAGUUGAUACCUGGUGGCAAACUGAAACAGGAGGGCAUCUUAUUACCCCAUUACCUGCAGCUUUUCCUUCAAAACCGGGCUCUGCGGCUUUGCCUUUUUUUGGUGUCGAACCUGUAAUUUUGAAUGAGCAGGGAAAAGAACUUUUAGGAGAAUGCGAAGGACUCCUUUGUAUCAAAUCUCCGUGGCCGUCCAUGAUGCGAACGAUAUAUGGCGACCAUCCUCGUUACGAAACUGCAUAUUUUAAGCCUUUCCCUGGUUAUUAUUUCACGGGUGACGGAGCGCGAAGAGAUAAAGAUGGUUAUUAUUGGAUUACAGGACGUGUUGAUGAUGUCAUUAAUGUUUCCGGUCACAGAAUAGGUUCUGCUGAGGUUGAAAGUGCCCUGGUUUCACAUUCUCUAUGUACGGAAGCUGCAGUGGUAGGAAUCGAGCACGCCAUAAAGGGACAGGGGAUUUACGCAUAUGUUACAAUACUUGAUGGUGUUGAGUAUACUAUGGAGCUUAAAAAAGAACUUAUAGCAUGUGUACGAAGCACGAUAGGUCCGUUUGCAGCCCCUGACACAAUACAUUGGGCACCUAGCUUGCCUAAAACUCGAAGCGGUAAAAUACUUAGAAGGAUUCUACGCAAAAUUGCGUGCAAAGAUGAUUCUUUGGGUGAUAUAUCCACGCUAGCAGAUAAAGGUGUUGUUGAGGAACUUGUACGUUUGCGUGAUGUUUGA
Molecule: messenger RNA, 1893 nt
Organism: Bathycoccus prasinos
Lineage: Eukaryota; Viridiplantae; Chlorophyta; Mamiellophyceae; Mamiellales; Bathycoccaceae
Product: acetyl-CoA synthetase
Exons: 1
Coding region: 1-1893 (630 amino acids)
Molecular function (GO): AMP binding; acetyl-CoA synthetase activity
Source: RefSeq, a predicted model, not a curated record